AUGGCCGCCGCAACCACUCUAUCCUCGCAGGAGCAAACCUCCAACUUUGCCCUCCAGCAAUAUCUAGUUCUUCAAUCUCAACAUGAGGAGCUCCGCCAGCACCUGGACACGAUCCGCCCCAUGACGACCUCCAACACCUCGCUCUCCUCAUCACCGUCCGUGUCCCCGACGCGCAGCACCUGCUCGCCUUUUGGCCAGUACCCCAACGGCGGCGGCGGUAAGAGGCACCACAGCCGAAGCCGUCGCUCGUCGCUAUCGAGCCCCAAGACCCGCCGCAGCAGCUCACUCGCGCCCAUCGCGGACGAGACCACCAUCUGGGCGGUCGCCGAGGAAGAGCAGCGCCUCUUUGACGUCAACGAGGGCAUGAAGCGGGCUCUGAUGGAGCUCCUCAACUGCGAGCAGGUGCGGAGCGACAGCUCGUUUCGCAUGUGGGUGCAGUGCCGUCUUAUGGACACGGAAAAGGAACUUCGUUCUGAGAGACGACGCAAGAGCGCGCCAUGA
Messenger RNA from Colletotrichum lupini, 501 nucleotides. RefSeq lists its product as uncharacterized. The transcript has a single exon. The record is from RefSeq and is a predicted model, not a curated record. The coding region runs from base 1 to 501 and encodes 166 amino acids. NCBI's taxonomy places the organism in Eukaryota, Fungi, Ascomycota, Sordariomycetes, Glomerellales, Glomerellaceae.